This is a messenger RNA of Ostertagia ostertagi, 366 nucleotides long. The record is from the annotation of a GenBank genome assembly. NCBI's taxonomy places the organism in Eukaryota, Metazoa, Nematoda, Chromadorea, Rhabditida, Trichostrongylidae.
AUGCAUGAGAGCGAGAAGGAGAAGCUGGCAAAGGUUGCUGCUACGCAAGAAGUGCACGAAGGCGGGCCGAGAAGACCUGUAAAGGCUGUUGCUGCUACGCAGGAAAUGCAUGAAAGCGAAAGGGAGAAGCUGAGAAAAGUUGCUGCUACGCAAGAAGUGGAUGAAGGCGUGCGGAAAAGGACUGGGAAAGCUACUGUUGCGGCUACGCAGGAAAUGCGUGAAAGCGAGAGGGAAAAGCCGGCGAAGGUUGCUGCUACACAAGAAGUGCACGACGGCGGGAAGAGAAGGCGUCGAAAACCCACUGUUGCUGCCACGCAGGAAAUGUACGAGACACGCUCAGAAAGGCCGGUUGCUACACAAGAUAUG